Molecule: messenger RNA, 1035 nt
Organism: Fraxinus pennsylvanica
Lineage: Eukaryota; Viridiplantae; Streptophyta; Magnoliopsida; Lamiales; Oleaceae
Source: the annotation of a GenBank genome assembly
AUGAUACAACAUGGUGGUGUUGGUGGUGGCUCAGCCAGAGCAAAGUGUUUUCCGACGCGAUGGAAUGCGGCGACAAAGCCAUGUGACUAUUGCAAGUCCUCGGCUGCGUUGAUAUUUUGCGUGACAGAGUCGGCCUUUAUGUGCAUGACUUGUGAUUCUAACGUGCAUAAUAACGCGCAUGAGCGUGUGUGGAUGUGUGAAGUGUGCGAGCAGGCCCCGGCCAGCUUCAGUUGCAAGGCGGAUGCGGCCGCAAUAUGCGUCUUGUGUGAUCGGAAUAUCCACUCGGCCAACCCUUUAGCCCGCCGCCACGAGCGGACCCCGAUUGUGCGCUUUUAUGGCACUGCUGAGUCGAUGAUGAAGUCUGCCUCGGUCGCUACCACCUACUUAUUGCCCAUUAACCACUUAAGUUGCACAGAAACGAAAGUGGAAAACGCGACAGAUAAUUGGAUACCUUCCAACCCAAUUACAUCAAAACUUUCUGCAGAUAUGAAAUCCACGGAAUUAUUGAUUUCUAAUUCUGAUCAAUUCUUGGAUUUUGAGUAUCCAAUCUCUGCUGACAGUGUUGUCCCUGUACAAACCAUAAAGCCUGCCGUCCCAACAAAAUUGACUGAGUAUUCAUCUGAAAAUCCUUUUGAGAUUGACUUCACUAAAUCCAAUAUAAAUUCAUACAACACCACCACUACCACGCCAUCCUUUAGUGUUUCAUCAUCGUCGUUGGAUGUGGGAGUUGUGCCUGAUGGGAGCACCCUUUCAGAUAUAUCGUUCCCUUUUAAGCUAAACACGAGCAUCAGAGGAAAUGAAGCUUCACACGUGGUGGGAAUGGAUAGGGAAGCAAGAGUCUUGAGGUAUAAAGAGAAGAGAAAGAAGAGAAAAUUCGACAAGACUGUACGUUAUGCUUCACGGAAGGCCUAUGCCGAGACUAGGCCAAGAAUCAAAGGGCGGUUCGCCAAAAGAACUGAGGUGAUUGCGAUGUAUAAUGUAACAUCUAUCUUCAAAGAUGUGUCCAAACUUGGACCUCUUGCUCUUGGUGAAUGA